Rana temporaria (common frog) is the source of this 4181-nucleotide messenger RNA. It is a transcript of the gene SLC6A4, whose product is annotated as solute carrier family 6 member 4. Gene Ontology annotation, cellular component: neuron projection; membrane. Gene Ontology annotation, molecular function: serotonin:sodium:chloride symporter activity; serotonin binding. NCBI's taxonomy places the organism in Eukaryota, Metazoa, Chordata, Amphibia, Anura, Ranidae. Bases 315 to 2309 code for a protein of 664 amino acids. Gene Ontology annotation, biological process: serotonin uptake; sodium ion transmembrane transport. The record is from RefSeq and is a predicted model, not a curated record. The transcript has 14 exons.
GUGACGCAAAGAUGUCUUAAAGAGCCCUUUGGCAGUGGAUUUAUCUAGAGAUCAGACCAUGUGAGGGGGGUUCGGUGUACAAAAGCUGUGUAGGAUGCUGAGUCUUGCACUGAGCCUCUGAGAGCUCAGCAGACAGGUGUGAGCAGGGAAUCCCACUGAAGAAGAAACACUUUGCUACCUGCAGACAUUGCAUGCUGCCAGACAACACAGGGUCAGGGCUGGAAGACUUUCAUUUUGAGAACAUCGUAUAAGGGAUACACAACUUCUACAUAGUACCAAAUGGGCUCUGGCUAAAUCGCUUCACAAUCAACAGGAUGGAGAGAAAACCAGCCUGCGCUGAGAGCCCAUCCUCGGGUUCUGAGAAAGAGCCCUUGACAUGCAAGACCAGGUCAGAAUGCAAAAAGGAUGGUCUGUUGCUGAGAAACUGCAAGCCAUCACUACGACUGUCUGAAGAGCACAACAAGGUGCACCCCUGCCCGGGAGAGAGGGCAGACCUUGGGCACAUGUCUAAUAAAUAUUUAGCAGUACAGAAUCCUGAUGCCCCUUGUAAUGGCACCAGAAAUGGAAUAGACGAAACCUCAACCCCAACACUUACUGUUAUUCCCUCCUGCAGAGCUGAGGUGCAUCACUUGCAAACAGAGAUAGCGGAAAGAGAGACUUGGAGCAAAAAAAUAGACUUUCUCCUAUCUGUUAUUGGGUAUGCAGUGGAUCUGGGCAAUGUAUGGAGGUUUCCUUAUAUCUGUUACCAAAAUGGAGGAGGAGCUUUUCUCAUUCCUUAUGUGAUUAUGGCUGUGUUUGGUGGAAUUCCGCUGUUUUAUAUGGAGCUGGCUCUGGGUCAGUAUCACAGGAAUGGCUGUAUUUCUGUAUGGAGGAAAAUUUGUCCAUUAUUUAAGGGAAUUGGUUAUGCUAUCUGUAUAAUAGCACUUUAUAUAGCAUCUUAUUACAACACCAUUAUGGCCUGGGCUCUCUACUACCUCAUAUUCUCUUUCCGAUCUGAGCUGCCUUGGACUAGCUGCCACAAUGUGUGGAACACAGAAAACUGCACCAAUUAUUUCCAAAACAGCAGUGUAACGUGGAUAAACAGCUCUAUCUCUCCAGCAGAGGAGUUUUACACCCGACUGGUGCUUCAGAUACAUAAAUCAAAAGGUCUACAGGAUCUUGGCGGAAUCAGUUGGCAGCUCUCGCUCUGUCUUCUUCUUAUCUUCACUGUAGUAUAUUUUAGCAUAUGGAAGGGAGUCAAGACAUCAGGAAAGGUUGUCUGGGUUACUGCAACAUUUCCAUACAUUGUACUUACGCUGCUUCUUAUACGAGGGGCCACGCUGCCGGGUGCCUGGAGGGGAGUUAUCUUCUACCUGAAGCCAAACUGGGAGAAGCUGCUUACUACUGAGGUUUGGGUGGAUGCAGCUGCACAGAUAUUCUUCUCGCUGGGCCCAGGAUUCGGAGUGUUGCUAGCCUUCGCUAGCUACAAUAAAUUUCACAACAACUGCUACCAGGAUGCAAUGGUGACGAGCACUGUGAACUGCAUGACCAGUUUUUUGUCAGGUUUUGUCAUAUUCACUGUCUUGGGGUAUAUGGCUGAAAUGAGGAACCUAGAUGUCUCCGAAGUGGCCAAAGAUGCAGGCCCCAGUCUGCUAUUCAUCACCUAUGCAGAGGCUAUUGCCAACAUGCCAGCAUCCACCUUCUUUGCCAUUAUAUUCUUCCUGAUGUUGAUUACACUGGGGCUGGACAGUACGUUUGCAGGUCUGGAAGGGAUUAUAACUGCUGUUCUAGAUGAGUUCCCACAUGUAUGGGGCAAACGUCGAGAACUUUUUGUCCUCCUUUUGAUUGUGGCCUGUUACCUUGGGUCUCUUUCCACCUUGACAUUUGGUGGUGCUUAUAUGGUGAAGCUGUUUGAGGAGUACGCCACUGGCCCAGCUGUGCUAACUGUAGUAUUUCUGGAAGCCAUAGCUGUGUCCUGGUUUUAUGGUAUCAAUCAAUUCUGCAGGGAUAUCAAGGAAAUGCUAGGCUUUUCUCCUGGCUGGUACUGGAGGAUUUGCUGGGUGGCAAUCUGUCCACUAUUUCUCUUGUUUAUUAUUUGCAGCUUUUUGUCAAGUCCCCCAGAACUUCGUCUUUUUAAUUACUCAUACCCUGGAUGGUCUGUUGUGCUUGGCUACUGCAUUGGAACUUCCUCUUUCAUCUGUGUUCCAGUAUACAUGGUAUACCGGAUAGCUAGUACUCCUGGAUCGUUAAAAGAGCGCUUCAUCAAGAGCAUAACCCCAGAGACGAUCACAGAAAUGCCAGUGGGUGGUAUUCAUAUGAAUGCUGUGUAACCUAGAAGCAGAACCUUGUCCUGUCUGCAAACUUUACGCACCCUAUUCUGUGCCUAAAGAGAACUAUUCCAAACCUCAUACUGUGUAUGGUUCAUCCACCCUCAAUGCUCUGGAUCAACUCUGAAGAUUGGGCUGCUUCUCAGUCUAUGGCAUGAAAGCCCAAGACAACUACAAGGUCCAAAUCUCAACUUGUCAUUGAUCCAUGAUGGAAAGGCGGUGUGCAUGUCUGUCUUAUGGAUAAUUAUCUGAGAAUGCUAAACACAAAGAAAUAUUUGGACCAUAUAUUCCAUGUAAAAUAUCUAGAUGUGCAGUGUGAAAUCCAAUGUUGGGUGUAAUCCAGAGUGUUUGAAUAUAUAACAGCUACUCAAUGACCUUAUUAGUCAUUAUUAUCAAAUUGAGCUUUACUGGUAAACUUUCACAAGGCAAAAUACCUGUGUGAGAAUUCUCAGGUGGAAAAAGUCACUCUCCAUUUUCCUGGUCCCUUGCUAGUUUUGGCACAAUGAAUUCACUCAACUAGGUUGAACUUAAUGGUGUCUGAACAAAUCUGUCAUGUGGGAUUUGGAAAUUUGCUAUUUCCAUCAGAAGCCGUGUUUUGCAUUAGGGCUCCGUUCACACUUGUACGACUCCAAAGACGUACAAAUUUGAUACAACUUUGGAUGGGUGCGACUUGGAUGUGACUUGUUGUCCCCCUGCAAAGUUGGAUCCGCUGUUGCAUGUAAAACAUUCAGGAACGACUUUCAGGAAUAACAUUUAAGUCUAUGACGCUCAAGUUGCAUGAAAGUUGGACCAGGGUAGCGCAUGAACUACAUUGAAGUCACUAUGACUUUAAGUCAUACAUAUAUGAAUGGUUGUCAUUGGAAAACAUGGGGUACAACUUGUCACGUGACUUUGAUGUCCAAAGUCAUAUGACAAGUCGCACAAAUGUGAAUGAGGUGUAAGAGAUUCCCUUUAUAUCUGAAAGUCAAGUCUCACUGUUUAACUCUGUGUAGGAGUGUAUGGAGAAUUCAGUAUUGGGGCUUUUGCUGCUGUGUAUUUGGGAAGUGUAUCUGGAAUAGUUUGUCACUGGAACCAUGUAGGUUAGUAAGCCUGUUCCAGCUUACACCCAACCUUUCAUAUGUAGCACAGGCAGGACAUCGUCUUUAUGUUUUGCCAUCUUUUACUAAAAGUAUAUUUGUGUUUGUGCCACAUUCAUGCUUUAAAAUGUAUGUAAAUGCAAUAUUUGCCUGGUUUAUAGAGUAGGGAAGAGUUAGACCGUUUUGAUUAAUUAUUUCUCUCUGGGUCUCCACUUUCACCGUUCUAUUGGUCCUGGUGACCAUUGUCACUGAACAGUAAGUGAAGGAAAACCCAAAAAUGCUGUUGCCACCAUAAGGUGGAAAUCGGGCAAUGGGAAUUAAGUUUCCUGUUAUGUGUCCAGGACACAAAGUGAAGUAAAAUCUUCCCAGCAGGACACCGACAGCAAGAAAUAACUUGACAAGGGUUCCAACCCUUCUCUAUUCUAACGAAGGCCGAGUUCACAUAUGUGCGGCUGUGAUUUGCAGUCUGGGGUCUGGUGCGUUUCUGUUCAGGUGCAAAUUUCUGCCUGUAUUUUUGCACCUGAACUAGACCCAAAGGACCCUUUUUGAAAACGCAGGCGCCCCGGACAUAUGUGAACAGACUAUUGAGAGAUGAUCACAUUCACAUGUCAUGUGAAUUGGAUGAGGUGUAAAAUGCAUCCAAUUUGCAUAUAUGUGAACCCAGCCUUAAACGUAAGGUGGUUGUAAAGGCCGGACAUUUUUAACAUAAUGCAUUCCCUGCAUUAAGGCUAAAAAUGUCACUAGAUUUGCCCCCUCACCCCUCUAUGUACUUACUGGAGCCUGAUCUUGAUCCAGCACU